Molecule: messenger RNA, 1579 nt
Organism: Micropterus salmoides (largemouth bass)
Lineage: Eukaryota; Metazoa; Chordata; Actinopteri; Centrarchiformes; Centrarchidae
Gene: bod1
Product: biorientation of chromosomes in cell division 1
Exons: 4
Coding region: 386-874 (162 amino acids)
Source: RefSeq, a predicted model, not a curated record
GCAUCUAUCAAUAGGUACAAUAUAAUUGUCAAUACCGAACAACAAAGAAAUAACAACAAACAGACAAGAAAGUGGGUACUAGUUGGAAAAAAAAGCUAGAGAAGAGAAAACAACUUCGUUUGGACGCAGCAUACAGGGGGAGAUUUAUCAAAACAGAAAUUGCCUGGAUAUAUCUUUGAUCUCUACACAUCACCAUCUGUAACAAAACGAUCACUCCGCCCGCCGUUUUUAUAGACAACGAAUCGACCGCAUGUCUUGUCCGAAAACAAGCGCCGAUGUUGAAAGCUAGCUAGCUAGCUAGCCGAGCUGUCGGCGCUUUUAUCCCUUUGCAUCCUGUCAGCUAACAGGUCAUAACUCAUUUAGCAGACGCUUACCUCGGUGCGGCAUGGCGGAGGGUAGCGGUAACGUUAACGUCGACGCGGCCAACUUUCCUCCGGGAGACCCGCAGCUGAUCGGUAUGAUCGUGGAGCAUCUGAAGAACAGGGGGCUUUUCGACGAGUUCCGACGGGACUGUCUGGCCGACGUUGACACGAAGCCUGCCUACCAGAACCUGCGACAGAAAGUUGACAACUUCGUCACGUCGCAGCUGAGCACACAGGACUGGAACCCGUCCAUCAACAAGAACCAGAUGAGGAACGGACUGAGGCAAAGUGUUGUUCAAUCAGGUAUGCUGGAGUCCGGUGUGGACAGGAUCAUCACUCAGGUCGUGGACCCCAAGAUGAACCACACUUUCCGGCCACACAUAGAAACUGCCAUCCAUGAUUUCCUGUCAGGGGACAGUAAGGAGGAGAACACCUUGAGUUCUAACUCUGCACCUUCUGAGCAGACAGAAACACAGGAGGCCUUGCCUGCUUCUGGCCCUAAAACCCCCUGAGGUGCACAUGCUGGUCUUUGCUGGUCUACAUACAAUGUUGUAUGGCUGUGGCAACCUUUUAAAAGGUGCAGCGUCGGACAAGAAGAGGACAAAGAAGAAGAGGAGGUUGUUUCCUCCUGUUUAACAGACUAGAGUCAGGAGUGUGGAGCAUUUCUGCAUUAAAAAUGUUCAGCAUGAGGUGUUGUUUCAUUGCCCGUCUGUGCUGCGUGAAGCUACUGCUGGAGAAGUUGGACAAAGACGAGCGGUGCGCUCUCACAGCUCUGCACAGCUCUGCACAGCUCUGCACAGCUCUGCCUUUUAGAAAAACAUGGAAUGAACCUGGAUUAUUAUUUUUGAUUUUUUAUGUGCCAUAACAGAGUUUUAUUUUACAAGUUGUAUAUUGUGUACUGCAGAUUUCUCACUCUUGCUAUUAAUGUGUCUAGACGUUUUCCACUAAUAACAGGGUUGACUAACAAUCUGUUAAACCUGCAAACUCUAACUGAGAAUGACGGGUAAAGUCAGCAGACUGCUUGAUUUCCAGUGGAUUAGAUGAACUAACAAGAGGUAUAAUCAGGGUGUCAAAUUGAAUUAUUGAAAGAUUGUGUUUGUAAAUACAUAUUGUUCAGUAUGUUCAUUUUUCGUCACAUCAUGUCCAGUUUCCUUUUGGUGUGUUUAUUUGGGUGUAUGUGCUUAACUAAACACAGUUGAUAUUGUGUUCCCCUCUGU